AGUCCUCAAGUGGAACACCGAACCACGCGCGCUGUUGGAACCAAGCUGCUCUAACCUGCUGCUGCUGCUGGUUCGAAAGCAACUUUUUCCAUUCUCCUUUCCUAUCAAGCUAAAGAUUUCUGUCUCUUCAAGUCGGUCGGUCUGCACUAAACUUCGGUUCAGUCGACACGUUUUUCAGCAGUGACACAAGAACAGAGGACGGUGAUUUCCGUAAACUAAUUGUUACUGAUGAUAUAAACGUGGAAGAGCGUACAAUCAUCAUAUGUGAACUAAGACAAUACAGUACAGUGAAUUAACCGGUAAGUGUUCUGAUAUUCUGGUGAACAGUGAAUUGUGAGUGUUAUGUGACAAGAAAAAUGUUAAAUUUCAACACGGAGAAUACGUUAAAGAAUUUUCUGUAUGCAAUUAUUACAGUGCUAUAAGUUAACGAUAAUAUCUAUGCAAUACAGUGGGUUGUAAUUAUCAUUAUCUGCUCUGAUAGCUUUAUCGGUUCCCAAGUUCAGUGUUUAUCUAAUGCGCAGAUGGUCGUCAGCGUGGAUACGUAUUCGGAGUGACACUGCAGCGAGACAUGAUUAGCGGAAUGUUUUAAAAGUGUUUUUCUAACUGUUCUAUAAGGUUCUACAGAUAUAUUCUCUAUGUGGGACGGUAAUUCUAAAGAAGUUAAGAUGGAUGUCGCUGAUAGGUCGAGUACUCCUCCUCCCCCUCUCCCUCCCAAGACACGCAAGAACAUUAACAGCAGUAGUAUAAUUGCAACUAACCAUGUUAUAGCGACACGGGUAACGUCUUCUCCAGCAAAAACAACGGUAUUUCGCGAAGUACCGAGUGGAGACAAUUCUGUAACACCACCUCCACAGUCCUCUCAACAUGAUAAUCUCAGCUUCAGCUUCCCAGAGGUACGAUCGCUGACACUACUCUCCGGACAGCCAAGAACUGAGUCUUCUUCUACUUCACCUCACAGUAUCACGAACAGUGAACAUCACGUGGUCAAGAUUCGUAUCAAUCCAGGAGACGAUGCAAUCACAGGCACUACACAAUAUCCGCCAAACUUACAGCAAUACCCGUCGCUCUGUGGUAAACAUCCAGCCUCGAAUUUAAACAAAACUGAGCCGCAGUCACUCAACUUCCAUCCAUCUCACUACACGUCUACACCUGCAGAAGGAUACAUCAGGAUUAACGUAAGCAGUAGUGACGUUGAACAUCAACAACAACACGAGGAGAUGGUCCGUCGCUCCACAACGUCCAUUCCAGGAAAUCUGAUAAAAUCUUCUCCUCAGGAACGUGCCAAUCCAUAUUUCUUUUAUGGAUCAUUCUCUUCAAAUGGGAUGGUGAUUUCUAGUGGUCAGUCCUCACCAAGUGAUACACUGGACAGUGGUACUUGCAGCGACCUUGAUGGGAGUACACCUCCACCACUGCCGAAGAAGAAAUCUGUAACGCCUACAAUAGCCACAGUUACUGUCACUGUCAACGGGGGUGGACAUCGGCGUACUGGCAGUCUGACUAGCAGUGGAGCAGAAGUUGACAGUGAUGAUGAAGGAAGUAACAUUAGCUGCGAUUCUCUUAACAGCAGCGAACUCAAUGGGGAGACAUCCAUUGGUUCGGACGCAAGGCAUGAUAUUAAAGAAAUUCAAGAAUCCAGUAAGGUAAAUUCACCCCAGGUAGCAAAGGUAAUGGAAAAGACAGUGAAACCACCAAUCCCUCCCACACCUUCAAGGUCGAAUAUCCCUCCAGUUGAACACUCACUUCCACAAGGACUUCUAAAGGACAUCAGGGACCGUACAGCGAAACUAACUAUUGUUCCUUCACCAUGCAACACGCUCAUCAGGAAAUCAAGAACGUGGACAGAUGAUCUGUCCUCUAAAUCCAAACAGCGCGGUGAUCUGAAGAAUGGUAUUGAUGCCAGUAGCACUAAGUUGAAUGGCUCUGUGUUCAAAUACCAGAAUACCUCCCCCACCUCCACCUUGUCUACUUCAUCUGACGACCGUUCCAAAAAAUCUGUCGUGGAAGAAAAGACUUAUGAGGAAAGACAGAAGGAAACAGCCGAGAAACAACAAGCGUCAUCCAGAAAAUUAGUAAACAACGGUCAAAUUUUUGAUACCGAUCGGUUCUACACUUUUCAUCUCAACGAACACGCGACUGACAGUAAGGAAACCGUCCAUGGGCAGAACAUCGAGAGCGAGGAAACUUUCGCGGGAUUCAGAGAUUUACUUCAGGGCAAGGAGUCGUCUUCAACCAUCCGCAGUUCCAAGGGAACAGUACGAGGGGUGAAGAACAGAGUCCGGGCAGGCAUAGCCACUUUCCUUCAGUUCCACGACACCAAGAACUACAAGAAGGAGGAGGCCGGCAAAGUAGUUGUCUACACUACCACAAUGGGAGUUGUGCGCGAAACUUACCAGGACUGCGUGCUCGUGAAGAAGAUUCUGCGCAACUUGAUGGUGAAAUAUGAAGAACGUGACGUCUUCAUGAGCAGAGAGACACAGACAGAGAUCCGUGAACGCAUGGGCUCUGACGUCAUCAUUGUGCCCCAGGUCUUCGUUGAAGGCCAACACAUUGGGGUGAGUAUCUGCAAU
Molecule: messenger RNA, 2567 nt
Organism: Cryptotermes secundus
Lineage: Eukaryota; Metazoa; Arthropoda; Insecta; Blattodea; Kalotermitidae
Exons: 2
Biological process (GO): sensory perception of sound
Source: RefSeq, a predicted model, not a curated record